CCAGCUGCAGAUAAAACCAGUUAGACCUGAUACCACAGUAAAUAAAGGUUCCUUGAUUCUGAUGUUGAUUCUCCCAAAUUUGUUUUCCUUUUUCGUAUUGUUCCUUUCACUAAUCUGCCUCCCCUCUGCGCCUGUCUCUCUCUCUCUCUCUCUCUCUCUCUCUCUCUCACACACACACAUUGUGGUCAGAACUCCCAUAACUGAUCUCCACCAACUUUUAUCCACCCCCAUCACAAAUUUAACCCAAAACCUCCCUCUCUCCCUCUCUCUCUCAUUUGCUUGUUGUGUUGGAAGUUAAUUUCUCAGAAAUUAGCAAGUGGGAAUUCAACAUUAUAUUGUAUUCCUGGAAGCUAGGGUUCUAAUCUGGGGGAUGACUUCAUGGUGACAUGAUAUGCAUAACAUAUUUUAACUACCAUGAAUAAUUACUCCAUUUAUCUUCUUUUCAAAGUCACCAGAGCCAUCAUGCUUCUGCAUUUUCUUAUCUCUUCAAUUCCAGCCGCCUCUUGUUUUACUUCUCAUCUGCCUCAGCGUUUCACUCCUUCUCUUCGGGGAAUAUUAUUUGAGGAGAAAACCAGGCUAGGAUCCAAACCACCAAGCUGCCACAACAAGUGCAACGAGUGCCACCCAUGCAUGGCGGUUCAAGUGCCCACCAUGCCCAGCUACGACCGGCAGAUCGAACCGGGCAUGACCCGAACCAUGUCCAUGAUGUUCCUUGACCCAUCUCAUCCAGGUACCAACAAGUACUCCAAUUACAAGCCUCUGGGUUGGAAAUGCCACUGUGGUGACAACUUCUUCAAUCCCUAGAUAUAAUUCAAAGUUAAAUUAAUUAAUUGGAAAUUUUCAUGUCGAAAUUAAAGGAGAUGGGUUUGAUUUUAAUUUGUACACUCUGAGUUUUCUUCUUUUAGUUUGUGAUAUGUGAUUUUGUAAAUUUGCUUUAGAGGGUUCAUGGGAUUCUUUAGAA
Molecule: messenger RNA, 961 nt
Organism: Malus domestica (apple)
Lineage: Eukaryota; Viridiplantae; Streptophyta; Magnoliopsida; Rosales; Rosaceae
Source: RefSeq, a predicted model, not a curated record